This is a messenger RNA of Anas platyrhynchos (mallard), 4527 nucleotides long. RefSeq names its product NudC domain containing 1 (gene NUDCD1). The record is from RefSeq and is a predicted model, not a curated record. Lineage: Eukaryota; Metazoa; Chordata; Aves; Anseriformes; Anatidae.
CAGCCCCGACAUGGCGGCCGCCACCAGCUGCUCGCUGCGCGCCAAGCGGCUGCUGCUGGAGCCCCGCUUCGAGGGCUACAAGCUGUCCCUGGAGCCGCUGGCCUGCUACCGCCUCGGGCUGGCCGACGGUGGAUGGUCAGGCUCUUCACUCCAUGCUCUGUUUCUUCUACUAAGCAAUAUCAGCAUUUAAGGAGCUGCUCUGCCAGUGGGUCAAUUAUCUCAGUCCUCAAUUUGCUGAGCCAUAUGGGGUAUGGGCCCACAUACAUACCCAUGCUCCCCUGAAAUUGCUCAGCAUUCUAGCUUUAUUGAUGGGUGAAAUCUGAGUCUGUUGUAAGCUGUAGCAGAAGUGAAACUCCGUGAUGAUCAAUAUACCCUUGACCACAUGCGUGCUUUUGGCAUGUAUAAUUACCUUCACCUUGACUCCUGGUCCCAGGAUAAUGUCUACUAUGUUGAUCAGUCUGGAAGGGUUAUGAAUUUGUCAGUGACUCUGGACACUUCUCUACAAAAGCCAAGAGAAGUUUUCAGGCUCCCUGCAGACUUGACAGCUUGUGAUAAUCGCCUUUGUGCCUCUAUAUACUUCCCAUCUUCCACGUGGGUUACCCUUUCUGAUGGAACAGGAAGACUCUAUUUAAUCAAAACCGGCAAGCGUGGAGACAGUGCAUCAGAAAAGUGGGAGAUUGUGUUUAAUGAAGAACUAGGCAGUCCAUUUAUUGUAGCACACAGUGUUUCAUUUGUAAAAUCUGGUACUCAUUCAGUAGCUGUGCUGCUGCUUAGGGUAGAAAAAGAUGAAUUGGACACAAAAGGAAGUGGAUUUCAUGUUACCUUGGAAUGGGUUACAAUUGCAGAGAUGAGCAAAGAGGGUGAUCAUCAAUAUGAAAUCUGCAGAAAGAGAGUUUUACAAGGCAAAUCAGUCCCCCAUUAUGCAGCAAUAGAGCCAAGUGGGGAUGGUCUAAUGAUUCUUUCCUACAAACCAUUCAAAUCUAUACAACAACAAGAAGAAAAGUUGGUAGAAAAUGAUGAUGCAAAAACAGCAAACGAAAAGAAAGACCCUCUCUAUUACUGGCAGCAGACUGAAGAUGAUGUGACAAUAACAAUUCACAUUCCUCAAGACAUCACUAAGGAUGACAUAAAAGUACACUUUUCCCCUGAGAACAUACGUGUUACACUGAAAGACCAGCCUCCUUUGAUGGACGGAAAACUACAUUCUUCUGUGGACCAUGAAAGCUGCACAUGGAUAAUUAAAGAGAACAAAAGCUUGGAAAUUUCUCUAAUUAAGAAAAAUGAGGGACUCCGGUGGCCAGAGCUAAUAAUUGGUGACACAAAUGGGGAACUCAUUAUGGACACUGAAAUGAGUGAAUGUCUGAUGCAUCUGACCUCCGAAGAAAUGAAUCCAAACCCCGAAAAGGAAAACCCACCUUGUAAUGCACAAGAAUUAGAAGAAUGUGAUGCUUUUCUUGAAGACAGUGCAACUUUAUGUAGAUUUGAUGGUGAUACCCUACAGGUCACUCAUGUAAUUAAUCUUGGAAGCAACCAGUAUCUUUUCUCAGCUGUUGUGGAUCCCAGAGAAAUGCCUUGCUUCUGCCUGAGGCACGAUGUUGAUGCUCUUCUUUGGCAGCCCCACCCUGACCAGCCAGAAAACAUGUGGGAACACAUUGCAACUUUUAAUGCUUUAGGUUACGUACAAGCAUCAAAACAAGACAAGAAGUUCAUGGCUUGCGCCCCAGACUACUCCUAUUCUGCUCUUUGUGAGUGCUUGCGGCGAGUUUUCAUCUACCGCCAGCCAGCUCCUCUGUCCACAGUUCUCUACAACAGGAAGGAAGGAAGACAAGUAGGACAGGUUGCCAAGCAGCUGGUAGCAACCCUGGAAGCCAAUGAUCCCAUUCUAGGCUUUCAAGCUACAAAUGAGAGAUUAUUUGUUCUCACAGCAAAGACCUUGUUUUUAAUAAAGGUGAACACUGGAAAUUAAUUACUGAGUAUAUUCUGCUGCAGUUAUGUUUAUGUUUAAGGAAUUGGUAGGUAAAGGAUCUGAAGAGUUCAGUAUGUUUUGCUGAAACUUAAAGGGAUUUUACAGGGGAAUCAUUAUUUUUGUUAGAACUUGUCUGUAAGUCAGUGGGAAAGUUUUUCAACUUUGCUGUCACUGAACAAAGCUUUUUUAGAGACACACAAAAAUACCUUUUGUGCUAGCAGCUUACUCAAAGCAAUUUUCAGAGGCUGCUGUUUACAUAGGUGAAACAGAUUUAUGCAUUGGUUUUUCCAAAUGACUCUUUGCCGCACUUCGAAAAUUUGAGAAUUCACUUCUGUUUUUAAUUGACACUGUUUACCUCUGAAAGAAGUAAUCAGGUAUAGAAAAUAAAGCCUUGAGUUACAAAUGUAUGGUGUGCAAAAUAAAGAAGUGUGUAUCAUAAAAAACUAGAAAUUCAAAUAGUAUUGGCCAAAAAAUGAUUGAAUAUUAUGAUAUUCAAUAACAUUGAAUGGAAUGUGAGUGGAAUGAAUGGAGUAUUGUUUCUUAUACAGUUAUUUAAUCCAAGUGGAAUGAUUUCAUUGUAUAUCCAAUAUGUAAAGUCUGUGACUUACUCAUGCUUGCAGUGGAAUCUAGUCACAUUUUAAGAGAUGUUGGAUAGCUUCUGGUAGAUUUUUCUUGAAAGAGAAUCAGGAUGACUGCAUAGCUGGUGACAACGUAGUGAAAGGUACAAGGCAAACUCUCAUACUGUCAAUUGUUAUUUUCAUUUGAAGAACUUAAGUGACUAAUUUGCAAUUAGAAAACUGCUAACAGGAAAUGUACCUGUAUUGUAAAAUGAGAUGGGAAACUCAAAGGUUCUGCUUCUGCCUUAAAUAAUGUCAUACCACCCUAAAUAAUGUUACUUGAUAACUAUUUUGUCCCUGAUGUACAAGUCCAAAAGUGGUGUGUUUCCAAUGUGAGAAUAUGAAUAUGGAUGCUUUAAAGAUGCUGUUUACCAAACAGGCAUGGUUAAUUUUGUUGAAAAGCUGUAUUUCAAGAUAUAUUUUUUUUUUGUUAAUUUAAAGUGACCAUGUCAAUACAGUUAAACCAAAAAGGGUCAGUUGUGUAAGUUCUACUCCCCACCUUUUUUUUUUUUCCUCCAUAAUUUGAUUAUAACUCCAUAGGAAUGAAUGCCUAAUGAAUACAUUGUGUACUAAAGCUGCCAUGACCUGUGCUACCGGAGUACUGAGACAAACAGUGUGUGUCCCCUGGUAGUCUGCAUCUCUGUCAAUAUUAUUUUGGACCUCUGUAAUAUUAUUUCAGACCUCUGUAAGAAUCUAUUGAGAAGAAAAUGUGUUCCUUUUCUAUGGACUAUCAAGUUUUUAGCUGUGGUUCUUUUGACUGUUCCAUAAAUUCUGCAGACUUGUAUCAGUGAAAUGAUUAAAUGAUAUGGUGGCAAUUUAAGAGGAAGACAAGCAGUUGUCUUGGGAAAAAAAAUCCAAAUUUAGCAGCUUUUCCUCAAAAGCAAAUUCAGCCUGAUUUUCCUCCUCUUUACUGCAAACCUUCACAUCUUUUAUUUUUUUUAACUGUUUUGAAAAUACUUUUUAAAAAGUCUCAGUGAAUGUAUUACUGUUUCAUGACUUUGCUUCUAAAUUUCCGUAUUGGGCAAUAAUGCCAAACAGCAUGGUGGAAAUCAUGUAGUGGACCAUGCAGUCAAUUACUUUGCAGCAUAAAGUAAGUGCAUUGAGAUUUAUUUGAAUAUUACUUAGUAACCUGAAUAUAGAUGAGACUUUCAGCUCUUUUUCUAAUUCCCCCUUGCUGUGGCGUGCACAUCUGGGAACAUAUUUCUGUUGUUUUCUGGAACAGAUAAAAAACAAAGUCAAGUAAAAUGGUCCCCUUUUCAGAGACUGUAUUAUCAUAUGUAGUGACUUAAAAUAUUCUUCUCCAAUGUGUGUCUGUUUCAAGGGAGUCAUUGUUUUCUCAUGGGAACAACUGAACAUGGUGAAGAGGUUCGUUCAUGUUCUCUGUUACUUGUCUAUCUGCAAUCAUGGGGUUCUCAGAAGGGAUGUCAGUCUCUUUUAUUUUGCUUUCCCUGUGAAUUAAGGACACUAUUAUUUAAAAUAUUUGCUGCCUUCAGGAACCUUGCAUGCUGUCGCACAGCAAGCUACUAUAAUUAAAUGGCUGCAAGCCGCAGGGAGGCACUUACUAGCAGCAUUUCCAAUUCUGUGUUCAGUUAAUUGUAAGGCUUAUUUGUUUAGUGUAUUAUUGCGGGCUUAUACAAAGUAUUGAAUGGGUGUAUUUAAGAGGUGGUUUUCCAAGAACCACACUUCAAUUUUUCUAGAAUUUUACUUCUUGAAAUCUAACAUUUUAAGACAGUACUUCCUGAAAAGUCCCAAUCACAGUCUGUUUACAGAAUUUCUGAGAAACUACUUGGCUAUUACAGACUUGCAUUAUUUAUUUCAAAUAUUCUCGUUAGUGUUUCCCUUGGUUGGCUGCACAUUUGGAAUGUAUCAUGUAUUCUUCUACAAGUUUAAAUAAAUGGAAACAAAAUGUUACAUUUAUUAAUAAAGUUUUUUAAAUUAUUUUAA